UGUUAAUUCGGACUAAAGCGUCCGCAUAAAGCUGAGGAAAAAAGAAAGAGAGAAGACUACUCUCACACCACCACCACCACCACCACCACCCCCAAAGACAAACAAUAGACUCCUUCCUCCUUCUUCGUCUCUCUGCAAUAAUUUUCUCUGAUACUUUAAGCUUGAUUCAGUUCAGCCAUGGCUAAUGCAGCAUCAGGAAUGGCAGUCCACGAUGACUGCAAGUUGAAAUUCAUGGAACUGAAGACGAAAAGGACAUACCGUUUCAUCGUGUACAAGAUUGAGGAGCAGCAGAAACAAGUGAUGGUUGAGAAAAUCGGUGAACCUAAUCAAAGCCAUGAGGAUCUUGCAGCAAGUCUUCCAGCUGACGAAUGCCGUUAUGCUGUUUUCGAUUUUGAUUUUCUCACUGCAGAGGAUGUCCCUAAGAGCAGGAUUUUCUUCGUCGCAUGGUCUCCUGACACAGCGAGAGUGAGAAGCAAGAUGAUCUAUGCGAGCUCUAAGGACAGGUUCAAGAGAGAGCUAGAUGGAAUUCAGAUUGAGCUUCAGGCAACUGAUCCAACCGAGAUGGAUCUUGAUACUUUCAAAAGCCGAGCCACUUGAUGGAGAAAUCCCCCAAAAAAUUUCGGUUGAAUCAAAAACUUUUACCCAGUGAUGCUUUUUCUUUUUUUUCUUGAAGUUUGCUGUGACGGUGCCAACCAAAACAGCUUCAAUUUAUCAGUCUUUGGUCUUUGUCGUUGACGUCUUUUUUUUUUCUUUGGGGUCCUUAAUAGUGUUUUGUCUUAAAACUUAAGGAAUCUGGCUUGUGCUCUCUUUUACCAUUGUGGAAGAAACUCGAACCAUUUAUCAAACAAGAAUCCCUAUUGGCACAUGUUCGUCUUCA
Molecule: messenger RNA, 877 nt
Organism: Camelina sativa (false flax)
Lineage: Eukaryota; Viridiplantae; Streptophyta; Magnoliopsida; Brassicales; Brassicaceae
Product: actin-depolymerizing factor 3
Biological process (GO): actin filament depolymerization
Cellular component (GO): actin cytoskeleton
Molecular function (GO): actin binding
Source: RefSeq, a predicted model, not a curated record